GGUGCACAUAAAGUAAAUCCAAUGUUUAUACCAAGAGUUUUAAUAAAUAUGGCAGCAGGUCACUUAAGUUUGAAAUAUGGGUUUCAUGGUCCAAAUCACUCAGUGUCAACAGCAUGUACUACCGGUGCACAUUCAAUAGGUGAUGCUAGUAGAUUCAUACAGUUUGGUGAUGCUGAUGUUAUGAUUGCAGCAACAAAAUUUAAUGACAAUCCAAAGGAAGCUUCAAGGCCAUUUGAUAAAGAUCGAAAUGGUUUUGUGAUAAGUGAAGGUGCUGGAAUGCUUGUGCUGGAG
Messenger RNA from Entrophospora sp. SA101, 291 nucleotides. The record is from the annotation of a GenBank genome assembly. NCBI's taxonomy places the organism in Eukaryota, Fungi, Glomeromycota, Glomeromycetes, Entrophosporales, Entrophosporaceae.